Molecule: messenger RNA, 1107 nt
Organism: Coregonus clupeaformis (lake whitefish)
Lineage: Eukaryota; Metazoa; Chordata; Actinopteri; Salmoniformes; Salmonidae
Product: histidine-rich glycoprotein-like
Exons: 2
Coding region: 1-1107 (368 amino acids)
Source: RefSeq, a predicted model, not a curated record
AUGACUGCCAACGCCCCUGGGACAAUACACCACCACAGGACCAGUGCCCAGAGCGAGGUGUAUGUUCCUAGACACCACCACAGGACCAGUGCCCAGAGCGAGGUGUAUGUUCCUAGGCACCACCACAGGACCAGUGCCCAGAGCGAGGUGUAUGUUCCUAGACACCACCACAGGACCAGUGCCCAGAGCGAGGUGUAUGUUCCUAGACACCACCACAGGACCAGUGCCCAGAGCGAGGUGUAUGUUCCUAGACACCACCACAGGACCAGUGCCCAGAGCGAGGUGUAUGUUCCUAGACACCACCACAGGACCAGUGCCCAGAGCGAGGUGUAUGUUCCUAGACACCACCACAGGACCAGUGCCCAGAGCAAGGUGUAUGUUCCUAGACACCACCACAGGACCAGUGCCCAGAGCGAGGUGUAUGUUCCUAGACACCACCACAGGACCAGUGCCCAGAGCGAGGUGUAUGUUCCUAGACACCACCACAGGACCAGUGCCCAGAGCGAGGUGUAUGUUCCUAGACACCACCUCAGGACCAGUGCCCAGAGCGAGGUGUAUGUUCCUAGACACCACCACAGGACCAGUGCCCAGAGCGAGGUGUAUGUUCCUAGACACCACCACAGGACCAGUGCCCAGAGCGAGGUGUAUGUUCCUAGACACCACCACAGGACCAGUGCCCAGAGCGAGGUGUAUGUUCCUAGACACCACCACAGGACCAGUGCCCAGAGCGAGGUGUAUGUUCCUAGGCACCAGGACAUGGCCAGUGCCCAGAGCGAGGUGUAUGUUCCUAGGCACCAGGACAUGGCCAGUGCCCAGAGCGAGGUGUAUGUUCCUAGGCACCACCACAGGACCAGUGCCCAGAGCACCAGGACAUGGCCUAGGCACCAGGACAUGGCCAGUGCCCAGAGCGAGGUGUAUGUUCCUAGGCACCAGGACAUGGCCAGCGCCCAGAGCGAGUUGUAUGUUCCUAGGCACCACCACAGGACCAGUGCCCAGAGCGAGGUGUAUGUUCCUAGGCACCAGGACAUGGCCAGCGCCCAGAGCGAGGUGUAUGUUCCUAGGCACCAGGACAUGGCCAGCGCCCAGAGUGGGUGUCCAUUAAGAUGA